AUCAAUUGUUUUUUCAACAACAAUGGCAGCCAUGUCAAUCAGUAAAAACGCCAUUUUCAACCUCUCAAAAGUUCUUCCUCGAAACUCUUCUCUUUUGCUUCGCCGCAAUGUCUCCUUCUUCAACGCCUCGAAGACUAUUCCUCAAACACCAUCUCUUGUUAUUCGUCACAAAAUCUCCCGUGUCUGCUUCUCCUCUUCCCCUAAUCACUCGGAGGACUUCAAAAGAAGACACGAAGAGAGAUCUCCUAUGAGGGAGAUGGCUGAUAAAACGAAGGAUGAUGUGAAAGAGUCCAUGGACGAAACUAAGCGUUCAGCCAAAGACAUGAAAGAGAAAACAAAGCAAAGUGCAGAGAGCAUGAAGGACAAGACAAGUGACAUGGCCGGAAAGGCAGCAGAUAAGGCAAAAGAAGGGAAAGACAAAGCAGCUGAAAUGGCACACGACACUAAAGAGAGAGCAAAAGAGAGCGCACAUGACAUGAAGGAAAAGACUAAGGACACCGCAGGGUCCAUGGCUGACAAGACGAAAGAAUACACGCACGAUACGAAAGAGGCCACGAAGGAAGGGUCGAGCAAAGUUGCGGAGACAGCACAGGCAAUAGCUGAUAAAGCUAAGCAGGCAAUGCAGGAUGCUGUGGGAGCGGCUAAGGAGACGACACAGAAGAUUAAAGAAACUGUUGUUGGUUCGGCGGAUGAUGAUAAGAAGUCUGUUGAUGAUUACAUUGAAGAUCAUACAGGUAAGAGUAGGGAAGAUACGAGAGAGAAAACCAUGGAUGAAGAUGUGGUGGAGCAGAGAAGGCGUGCAGGGGGGUCUGGUGAUCACAAGAAAUGUAACACAGGAGCUACAAGAGAUGCUCAUCAAUUGUUUACAACAAUUGCAGCCAUGUCAAUCACCAAAAAUGCCAUUUUAAACCUCUCAAAAACUCUUCCUCAAUUCCCUUCUCUUUUCAUUCGCAACAAAGUCUCUCGUGUCUGCUUUUCCUCCGAGGGAUUCCAUGCAUCAGAGGAUUUCAAAAGGAGACAAGACUUUGACAGAGGUGUUAAAGACGAGAAAACGCCAGAGAUGGAGAUGGCUGGAAAAAUGGAGGAGAAUAUGAGGGAUGGGAUGGACAAAACUAAACAGGCAGCCAAAGACAUGAAGGAUAAAGCAAAGGAAAGCGCAGAGAGCAUGAAGGAAAAGACAAGUGACAUGGCCGGAAAGGCAGCAGAUAAGGCAAAAGAAGGGAAAGACAAGGCAACCGAUGUGGCACACGACAUGAAGGAAAAGACUAAAGACACUGCAGAGUCCAUGGCUGACAAGACUAAAGAAAACAUGCACGAUACGAAAGAAGGGGUAAGCAAAGUCGCGGACACAGCACAGGCAAUGGCUGAUAAAGCUAAGCACGCAAUGCAAAAUGCUAUGGGAGCGGCAAAGGAGACGACUCAGAAGAUUAAAGAAACCGUUGUUACUUCAGUGGAUGAUGAUAAGAAGUCCGUUGAUUACAUUGAAGAUCAUACGGGUAAGCAGAAGGAAGAUACGAGGGAGAAAACCUUGGAUGAAGAUGUGGCGAGUUCUGGUGAUCACAAGAAACAUUAA
Messenger RNA from Lycium ferocissimum, 1573 nucleotides. Its product is annotated as late embryogenesis abundant protein At3g53040-like. The transcript is spliced from 4 exons. The record is from RefSeq and is a predicted model, not a curated record. The coding region runs from base 23 to 1573 and encodes 516 amino acids. Lineage: Eukaryota; Viridiplantae; Streptophyta; Magnoliopsida; Solanales; Solanaceae.